AGAAGCAUUUCACACCUUGGAGAAGCCAAUCUCACUAUUUUCUUUAAAUCUCAAUGAGAUGCGUGAAAUGCUGCCCAGCAUUGUCCUGCUAAGUACCCACCACCCACACCUGGUUUCUCACCAGCACUGAAACAGUUAACCCAUCUACACCUGUCCUAUCAGGCACCUGUCUCCAGAGCCCUCGGCCAAUCAGGAGUGAGUGAGGAAAGCUACCUGUCGGCAUGAAAUAAAUGUUGGGAGCCAAUGUGGACAGGAAUCAAACAAGCUCACUCAGCGGGACAAGUCUGCUUCUCUCUGCUAAGACUGACUGACAGCCUUUCACAAGAACACACAAACACAUACACACUAGAGGAGACUUUACCUAAAGAAGCCUGAGAUCUACUGUCUUGGAAAGGAGUCAUGACCAAAGAGAUUGAGACUCUGGGAUUGGUCCUUCAGAACGAGAGCUUCAACUACCAGCGCUACAAUAACUACAGCAUGGACUCCUGGGCCUACACAGACAGCCUACUCGCAUACGACCAGUGCAAGACACCCAAAGAGCAGAAGAUGGUUGCAUGCAGCCGAGGCAGUAGCAUGUACAAGCCAUCAGAGAGGACUAUGAUUGGCUCCUCCCCCGAGCUGAUCUCCCUGGAGACGCCAGCAAACAUUAUGAAGCUGCUGUCCGAGAACAUUUCAUCCAACCAUCCCCAGGAGGCGCUGGAGCUGAACAGCAAGCUGUCACCCCUCUGUCCCCCCUCUGUCCCCCAAAACCCUCUCCCUCUCACUCCCAGUGCCGACACCUACCACAAGCAGGUCAUCAACAACAUCUUCGACUCCUUGCUCUCCCAGAAGUGGCCCACAGAGACAGCCUUCCCUGAGGCCACCACCGAGCAGACUCUACCCUACAGCAAUCCCUUUGCCGAGCAGCACAGCCCAGUUUACUCUGACACUUACAGCAAAUCCCCUCCAGAGAGAUACAGGAACAAUUUCCAGUUCAUUCUGGGAGCCCCUCAAGCCAUCCAGCACAAGUCGUCUGAGCUGCCCAUGGUUUACCUCAACAAGGGCCAGUUCUACCCCAUCUCCCUUCAGGGGGUGGACAGCUCAGCCAGUCUGAUCCCCAACAAAGUCAAGACGGUGGUCAUGGCGGUGUUUGAGAACGACAAGAGCGCAGAGAUUCAGCUGAGGUGCUGGAAUCAUUGGCACGCACGGCAGCCGACCGUUAAGCAGAGAGUCAUUGACAUCGCUGACUACAAAGAGGUAUUCAGUGGCAUCAGCCACGUGGAAGAGGUGGCCUUCAACGCUUUGUCCUUCAUCUGGAACCCCAAUGAGGAAGCUAAGGUAUACAUUGGCAUUAACUCUCUGAGCACCGACUUCUCCUCUCAGAAGGGAGUGAAGGGGCUUCCUCUCAACCUCCAGAUCGACACAUAUGACUUCAGCAGCGGCACCAACCACCUAAUCCACAGAGCAGCCUGCCAGGUCAAAAUCUUCUGCGAUAAGGGUGCAGAGAGGAAGAUGAGGGAUGAAGAGAGGAAAAGGAGCAAGAGGAGGGUCAAGACAGUCAUUGACUCAAGCAACAACACCAACAAGUCAGUAGUGUCCAGCUCAAUGGGAAGUGGCAGCACCUUCUUCAAGACCCUGGAGGACCACGUCACCAACCCUGUCCUCUUCAUCCCAGAGAUGCACCUCUCCAACAUGCAGCGCUGCGGCCUGGCACCCCCCACAACACUGGAGGAGGUUGAAAAGAGCUCACUGAAGAGACUUUACCCUAAUCGACUGGAACAAAGCAAUGGUAGCCCACCACCAAGCAAGCAGGCCAGAUGCGAGGAGCAGCAGCGAGUGCUCCUGUACGUGAGAACCGAGUCAGAGGAAGUGUUCGAUGCUCUCAUGCUCAGCAGCCCAACCCUGAAAGGCCUAAGACAAGCGAUUUCUGAAAAGUACGCCAUGCAACAGGACACCAUUGGGAACAUCUACAAGAAAUGCAAAAGAGGCAUGACAAUGACCCCGUGCAAAGUGAGAUCCAUAGACAAAUGGUUUGUCGAGACUGGUGUGGAAGAUCUUGACUGGCCUGCACAGAACCCUGACCUCAACCCCAUCGAACACCUUUGGGAUGAAUUGGAACACCGACUCCGAGCCAGACCUAAUAGCCCAACAUCCCGACCUUACUGAUGCUCUUGUGGUUGAAUGGAAGCAAGUCCACGCAGCAAUGUUCCAACAUCUAGUGGACAGCCUUCCCAGAAGAAUGGAGGCUGUUAUGGCAGCAAAGGGGACCAACUCCAUAUUAAUGCCUAUAAUUUAGAAAUGAGAUGUUCGACGAGCAAACUUUUGGUCAUGCAGUAUAUAACUUUCAACAUACUGAAAUCAUCCCUGUAUAAUGCUGCAAAAUGCAUCAUACGGGAUGAUUUCUGUAUUUUGAAAGUUACAUAUCUUGGUAGGUUGAAUCUAAGUUGAAUCUUGCUCGAAUUUUGGUCUUUCCUCAGUAAAGAAGGCAACUAAAGUUGACAGACCGGCUAGGUGAGCUAGCUAGCUCUGUCUCCUGGAAUGUGAUAAUUGCAGCUCUUCCAAAAAACACAGGAUGGAAAGAUUUUAAAACUAGGCUGGAUGAGUCACCCUAUUCUUUUACUUUACAGUAUUUAUGUUCCUCUAAUCUGAUCUAACCAUCCCAUAGCUACACCAAGAAGUGUUCUGGUCUAUUUACUUCAGAGAGUGAAAAGAGGGUGGCACCUUAUUGAGCAACAAUGUGGAGGCCAGGUGGUUGACAUUAAAUAGGACUAGCCUUUGAAAAAGAGCUGGUCUCCCUAUUGGAAGCAUGUCAACCAUGAAAUUAAAUAAUGGUGGCCAUUUUGUUUUCAAUGCUUGCGCCAAAGGCUGUGUCCGAAAUCGGUCUUGCCAAAUACUUACUAAAAUGUCCUACUAUGUACUAAUUCUACUACAUACUAUUUAGAACGUACUAUUUAGUAAAAACGAAUGCAGUUAUCAACAAAUAUCAAUAUACUAGGCUCACCCAACUGAGAACCUGUCAUCUAGUGUGCAAUUGUGUUGAUUCCCGCCAUUCGUUCAUUUGGUCACAGCGCGUCUGCUUAUUUCAUUAUUGAAGGUCUUUAUCAAACACAUGCAAGUCUGGAAAGACAAUUAUCUUCCUUAAUAGUGUGCAGCAAGUUCUACUAGAUGAAAAGCAGUAAUGAGUAUACCAUACUGGCAUUUAAAUCUGCAAUAUGUAACUUUUUGGGCAACCUGAUCAAAUUCACAUAUAUAUGUGAGGUAUAUUGGUAUAUUGAUCUGUCAUUCUCAUUGAAAGCAAGUCUAAGAAGUGGUAGAUAUGUUCUAUGUGCACUAUUUCUAUGGUUCCCGUUCUUAAGUUUAGUUUUUGCAUCUUUUUAUAAUUGGUUUUGUACACCAGCUUCAAAAAGCUGAAAAUAAUACAAUAUUUUUGGUUGUUGAAAAAUAUAUUUCACAGCACUUUAGAUGGUACAAUGAUUCUCUACACUUGCUUGUUUUGUCACAUUAACUAUUUGCAUUUUAGCAACCAGAAAAUGGCAGAACUGUUUGUGCAUAUUGCACCUUUAAACCAUACUCGAUUUUAGACAUUUCACAUACUAUAAAACGUACUCUUUUCACAUAACUAAAAUGCCUUCUAUUUAGAAUGCAAGUAUAUGUAUUUGGACGUCACCAUAGUCUUUGGGGAACAAUUCUGUACUAUUCUAAUUUUAUAGUGUACAUCGAAGGUCUUUAUGUUUACUGAAUAGGUGACAUUUCCCUAAGCUUCAGACCUACCACUAGUAGUAAAGUUGGCCUGUUGUAGGUGUCUUCACACAAGCAUUCAUACCAAUGAAGAUGUGUAACUAACAUGUUCCGAGGCAGUAAUCUGUUGAAGCUGACUUGAUGGAGUAGAUCACUGUCACCUAGAAUGUUGUGUGGUUAUUCUGUCACACUGCCUGAAAGGCUUUAAUAACUUUGACUGAAGUUGAAUUUGCCCUGGAGUUUGAAUGGAGAACGCAACAGGUUAUGUCUCAUUCCGCUUAUAGUGUUCUAUCAGUCCAUUCCCUCCGGGUAGCGUGAGCAGGCAGUUCGCUUGAUUAUCAACAGAGCUUUACUUACCGUAAAGACGGGUUGCCCUAUGGGAAAAGGAGUCUGGCCUGAUAAAUUGUCUGCAGUGUUGAGGGAAUUGUAGGCUUCUCACUCUUUUGUUUCGUGACUACAAAAUGUAUCAGCCAGACAGCAGAAAACUGGUAAUUUACAUAGCAUGUUCCCCCCUACAAAGACAUUAAUCUGUUAUUUGUCUGUUUAU
Oncorhynchus masou masou (cherry salmon) is the source of this 4264-nucleotide messenger RNA. It is a transcript of the gene grhl3, whose product is annotated as grainyhead-like transcription factor 3. The record is from RefSeq and is a predicted model, not a curated record. The coding region runs from base 400 to 2145 and encodes 581 amino acids. The transcript has 15 exons. NCBI's taxonomy places the organism in Eukaryota, Metazoa, Chordata, Actinopteri, Salmoniformes, Salmonidae. Gene Ontology annotation, biological process: regulation of transcription by RNA polymerase II. Gene Ontology annotation, cellular component: nucleus. Gene Ontology annotation, molecular function: RNA polymerase II cis-regulatory region sequence-specific DNA binding; DNA-binding transcription activator activity, RNA polymerase II-specific.